Messenger RNA from Jatropha curcas, 1109 nucleotides. The record is from RefSeq and is a predicted model, not a curated record. NCBI's taxonomy places the organism in Eukaryota, Viridiplantae, Streptophyta, Magnoliopsida, Malpighiales, Euphorbiaceae.
UGCUAAUUUAACUGUUUUAAGGAAGAUUGAGUUGUUAGUGUGUUAGACAUAUGAUGUGAAUAUAAAAAUUCUAUAUUGAUUAAACAUAAAAAUAUAGAGAACUUAUAUGCAUAUAAAUUCUUAAAUUUAAUUUUUGAUAUGUGAUUAUGAAUUAUUUUUAUAAUUUAUUGAAAAUAAAUUAUUUAUAUUGAAAAAAAAAAAUUGGAAAUAGAGCUUAUGUAAGCAGAAGUUGAAUAUAAUGUAUAUGAGCUUAUACCAAUAUAUCUGCUUUCUCCGUUGUGUGUGUGGCUGUCUAUCGAAGUUUGGAACAAUUUAUGCGGGAAAUGCGCUUUGUACUGUUCGGUAUACUGGCGCCAAUCCUUGUAUGUUGACCAUUAGAUCGACCUCUUUUCAAGUACCAGCUGUCUCAGCUGAUUUAAAAUCCAAUGAAGCCCCAAUUUCCCAGAUUGAUCUCUCAACCUUUGGUGAAGAUUCUAUUGGUAAGUAUAGGUAUCUGCAGCAUACCUCUCAGGAUACAGAGCGCCCUGACCUCGGAAGUGCAAGAAUUGUGGUGACAGGGGGCCGGGCGUUGAAAAGUGCAGAGAACUUCAAAAUGAUUGAGAAGCUUGCAGAAAAGCUCGGUGCAGCUGGUACUGCGUUUUCCAUUUGUUAAAUUAUUGGGGAUUUCGCUCGCACACUGCAGAGAAAGCGAGAGUCUGUUCGAGCUCUCAAAUCUGAACAAAUUAGCACACAACAAAUCUAUUGUUGAGAGCCGAGACGCAAAUUGGCUUUUCGCGUUCGCCAUCCUCACUCACGCCACAACUAUCUCCGUUUCCAAACUCUGCGUUUUGUUCCGAAUUUUCUUUUUUAGAUUGGCGAUAGUAUAAAAGAGUUUAUUGCAUGCGGUCAGUAUAGGCUAAAAUCGGAAGGAAGUAUCAAAAUUACUAAGCUCUAGGGUCCAAUUUGGAGAUAAAAAAAAAAGCCACGUGUAAUUGGUUGCUGUUUGGACUUAUUUUUUAUUAAUUGGUUAUUGAUUAUCUUCUACACAAAAAUGGAAGAUUAGAAGGUAAUCGAUUGUACUUUUUGAUAAAAUUAACUAUUUUAAUAGUUAUUAGUUAUUUUGUGAAAAA